AUGAGUGUGUACACUCUGAACCUGCGGGUGUUCUGGCCUCUGUUAACCUGUGUGUUGACAGGUCUGGUUCUCCACCACCACAUCACCCACUGGCUAAGCUCAGAAUCAGGCCCAGAAUCAGGCCCCGAUCCUGGGUACGAGGCUGGGACAGAGCCCUGCUCUGACCAGGGCCCUCCGGUCUUUCUCGCACUCAUCAAACUACUACUGGCCUGUAUCCUCUGCUACCUCUUCAUAAGGUACCCAGUCCACACACAUCAUAUAUUUUCUCUCUCUCUCUCUCUCUCUCUCUCUCUCUCUCUCUCUCUCUCUCUCUCUCUCUCUCUCUCUCUCUCUCUCUCUCUCUCUCUCUCUCUCUCUUUCUCUCUAUCUCUAUCUAUCUUUCUCUCUGUCUAUCUCUCCUUCUCUGUCUCUCUCUCUCUCUUUCUCUCUCUUUCUCUCUCUUUCUAUCUCUCUCCCGCUCUCUCUCCAUUCAAUUCAAUUCAAAGGGCUUUAUUGGCAUGGGAAACAUAUGUAUUCAUUGCCAAAGCAAGUGAAAUGGAUAAUAAACUAAAGUUAAAAAUAAAAUAAAAAUAAAAUGAACAGUAAACAUUACACACCAAACAUUUUAAAUGUCAUAUUAUGUCUAUAUGCAGUGUUAUAACGAUGUGCAAAUAGUUAAAGUACAAAAGAGAAAAUAAAUAAACAUAAAUAUGGGUUGUAUUUACAAUGGUGUUUGUUCUUCACUGGUUGCCCUUUUCUUGUGGCAACAGGUCACACAUCUUGCUGCUGUGAUUGCACACUGGUAUUUCACCCGGUAGAUAUGGGAGUUUAUCAAAAUUGGAUUUGUUUUCGAAUUCUUUGUUGGUCUGUGUAAUCAGAGGAAUAUAUGUCUCUAAUAUGGUCAUACAUUUGGCAGGAGGUUAGGAAGUGCAGCUCAGUUUCCACCUCAUUUUGUGGGCAGUGUGCACAUAGCCUUUCUUCUCUUGAGAGCCAGGUCUGCCUACGGUGGCCUUUCUCAAUAGCAAGGCUAUGCUCACUGAGUCUGUACAUAGUCAAAGCUUUCCUUAAUUUUGGGUCAGUCACAGUGGUCAGGUAUUCUGCCACUGUGUACUCUCUGUUUAGGGCCUAAUAGCAUUCUAGUUUGCUCAGUUUUUUUGUUAAUUCUUUCCAAUGUGUCAAGUAAUUAUAUUUUUGUUUUCUCAUGACUUGGUUGGGUCUAAUUGUGUUGCUGUCCUGGGGCUCUGUGGGGUCUGUUUGUGUUUGUGAACAGAGCCCCAGGACCAGCUUGUAGAAUUUAACGGCUCUUUUCUGGAUUUGCGAGUAUCGGCCUAAUUCUGCUCUGCAUGCAUUAUUUGGUAUUUUACGUUGAUUUCACAAGGAUUUUCCCAAGGUUGCUGUUGACGUAUAUCCCAUGAUAGUUAUUGGGGUCAAAUUUGUCUCCACUUUUGUGGAUUGGGGUAAUCAGUCCUUGGUUCCAAAUAUUGGGGAAGAUGCCAGAGCUGAGAUGAUGUUAAAGAGUUUAAGUAUAGCCAAUUUGAAUUUGUAGUCUGUAUAUUUUAUCAUUUCAUUUUGGAUACCAUCAACACCACAGGCCUUUUUGAGUUGGAGGGUUUGUAUUUUGUCCUGUAGUUCAUUCAAUGUAAUUGGAGAAUCCAGUGGGUUCUGGUAGUUUUUAAUAGCUGAUUCUAUUAUGUGUAUUUGAUCAUGUAUAUGUUUUUGCUGUUUGUUCUUUGUUAUAGAGACAAAAAGAUUGGAGGAGUGGUUUAUCCAUACAUCUCCGUUUUGGAUAGAUAGCUCUUCAUGUUGUUUUUUGUUUAGUGUGUUCCAAUUUUCCCAGAAGUGGUUAGAGUCUAUGGAUUCUUCAAUUACAUUGAUCUGAUUUCUGACAUGCUGUUCCUUCUUUUUCCAUAGUGUAUUUCUGUAUUGUUUUAGUGAUUCACCAUAGUCUGUGGCGUAGGCUCAGGUUUUCUGGGUCUCUAUGUUUUUGGUUGGAUAGGUUUCUCAAUUUCUUUCUUAGGUUUUUGCAUUCUUCAUCAAACCAUUUAUCACUGUUAUUACUUUUCUUUGGUUUUCUGUUAGAGAUUUUUAGAUUUGAUAGGGAAGCUGAGAGGUCAAAUAUACUGUUUAGGUUUUCUACUGCCAAGUUUACACCUCCACUAUUACAUUGAAACAUUUUGACCAGGAAGUUGUCUAAAAAUGAUGGAAUUUGUUGUUGCCUAAUAGUUUUUUGGUAGGUUUCAACACUACUUUCCUUCCAUCCAUAGCAUUUUAAAAUAUUAUGCAGUUCCUUUGGCUUUGAUGCCUCAUGACUGUUUAUUGCUCUGUUCAGGUUGACUGAAUUUGCUGUGAUCUGAUAGUGGUGUCAGUGAUAAAGUAAUCUACAGUACUACUGCCCAGAGAUGAGCUGUAGGUGUACCUACCGUAAGAGUCCCCUCGAAGCCUACCAUUGACUAUGUACAGGCCGAGCGUGCAACAGAGCUGCAGAAAUUGUGACCCGUUUUUUGUUGGUUGUUUUGUCAUAGUUGUGUCUAGGGGGCAUAUUUGAGAGAUUAAUGCUGUCAACUCCAGGUAGGGUGUUUGUUCCUCUCUCUCUCUCCUUCUUCACUCCUAUCUACACUCUAUAUCUACAUGUUUCUCUCUCUGAUUCUCUCUGCCGUCAUCUCUGCUCUCUCUCUCCCCGCCUUCCUCUCGCCCACUCCCCGUCUUUCUGUCGUUUAGUUCCCGGUUCCCACUGUGAUUCUUGUUCUUCUUAUGGAAAAAACUCAUAUAAUACUUUGAUGCUGUGUUCAUUUCCUUUGAUUCUGUGCCUCUUUCAAUAUGAAAACUCCUAUGAAUUGGACUUCAUGGUAAACUGCCAUCUGACUCACCCACCCAGGGGCCCCAAAAAUUGCCCCUCAGGCCGCUGACGGGGCUCGAAAUUCGGGGUCGUCGGGGGCCUGGAGGACUAUACGAGCCCCUGGGUGCGCUGUCUUUUCCCCACGUUCUGGGCACACAAGGCCCACGUGGCCAAUGGUCGGGAGCUGGUCAGGCCGGAAUCCAUGGAUAUCCAGAGUCCUUGGCGUCCAAAUUUUGGUAGUCCAAAUUUUUUUGGGGGGGGAAAAUGGGAAAAAAAAUUUUUUUUUUUUUUUUUUUUUUUUUUCCCCCCCCAAAAAAAAAAAUUUUUUUUUUUUUUAGGGGUUUUUUUUUUUUUUUCCCUUUUUUUUCCCCCCCCCCUUUUUUUCCCCCCCUUUUUUUUUUCCCCCCCCCCGGGGGUUUUUUUUUCCCCCCCCCCCCUAAAACCCCCCCACCCCAAAAACCCCCAAAAAGGAACCCCUUUUUUUUUUUUUUUUAAAAUUUUUGGGGGGUUUUUUUUUUCCCCCCCUUUUGGGGGGGUUUUUCCCUUUUCCCGGGGGGGCCCCCCCCAAAAAAAACCCUUUUUUUUCCGGGCCCCCCUUUUUAAUUUUUUUCCCCCCCCCCCCUUUUUCCCCCCCCCCGGGGGGGUCUUUAAAAAGGGGCCCCUUAUUUUGGGGUUUUCCGGGGGGGGGAAAAAAUUAAAACCCUUUUGGGAAUUAUUCCUUUUUUUUUAAAGGGGUUUUUUUUUUUUUUUCCCCAAAAAAAAAAUUCCAAGGUUUUCCCCAAAACCCCCCCCGGGGGGGGGGGGGUUAAAAAAGGGUGGCCAAAAAGGGGGGGGGGCCCCCCCCCCCCGGGGGCCCCGGGGCCCCCUGGCCUUUUGGGGGGGGGGGGGGGAAAAUUUUCCCCUUUUUUGGGGCCCCAAGGGGGGGGAAAAAAAAAAAUUUUCGGGGGGUUAAAAAGGCCCAGUUUUAAAAACCCCCCUUUUUUUGGGGGGUUUUGGGUUUUUUGGGGGGGUUUUUUUGGGGGGAAAAAUUUGGGAAAAAGGGGGGGGGUUUUUAAAAAAAUUUUGGGUUUUGGGGGGGCCCAAAAAAGGGGGGGGGGGGCCGGGGGGGGGAAAAGGGGAAAAAUUUGGGGGGGGGGAAAAAAAAAAAAAAAGGCCCCGGGGGGGGGGGGGGGAAAAAAAAGGGGGGGGGGGGGGGAAGGGGGGGAAAAAAAAAGGGGGGGAAAAAGGGCCCCCGGGGGGGGGGGUUGGGGGGGGGGGGGGGAAAAAGGGGGGGGGGUUUUUUUUUUUUUUUUUUUUUUUUUUGGGGGGGGGGGGGCCCCCCCCCCCCUUUUUUUUUUGGGGGGGGGGGGGCCCCCCCCCCCUUUUUUCCCCUUUAAAGGGAAAAAAGGGGAAAACCCCCCGGGGGGAGGGAAAAGGGGGAAAAAGGGGGGGGAAAAAAGGGGGGGAAGGGGGGGAAAAAGGGGGGAAAAAAAAGGGGGGGGGGGGGGGGGGGGCCCGGGGGGGGGGGGCCCCCCCUUUUUUUCCCCCGGGGGGGCCCCCAAAAUUUAAACUUUUCCGGGGGGCCCCCGGGGGGGGGGGGGGGCCCCGUCCGGGGGGGCCCCCCCCCGGGGGGGGGGCCCCCCCCCCCCCCUUUUCCCUUUUUCCCGGGCCCCGGGGGCCCCCCCCUUUCCCAAAAAUUUUUGGAACCCCCCCCCCCCCCCCCCCCCCCCCCAACCCCCCCCCCCCCCCCCCAAAAACCCCCACCCCCCCCAAUUUUUAAAACCCCCCCCCCCCCCCCCCCCCCUUGGGGGGUUUUUCCCCCCGGGGGGGGGGGGUUUUCAGGGGGUUUAGGGGGGGGGAAAUUUUUUAAAAAAAAAAAUUUUUUUUUUUUCUUUCUUUUUUUUUUUUUUGGUUUUUUUUUUUUUUUUUUUUUUUUUUUUCUUUUUUUUUUUUUUUUUUUUUUCUUUUUUUUUUUUUUUUUUUUUUUUUUUUUUUUUUUCCACCCCUUUUUUCCCUUUUUUUUUUUCCCUUUUUUUCCCCCAAACCCCCCCCCCUUUUUUUUUUUUUUUUUAAAAAAAAUUUUUUUUUUUCCCCCCCCCCCCCCCUUUCCCCCCCCCCUUUUUUUUUAAAACCCCCCGGGGGCCCCCCAAAACCCCCCCGGGGGGGGGGGCCAAGGUAAGGAGGGUCUUGAAGGAGGAGGGAAGGAAGGUGAAAGGGAUGCUCAGAGGACGGUGGGUGGAGCGGCGUCCCGGCUUUGCAGCUAGGGGACGCCUCGUGUAGUGACGGGGUACGAAACACCGCAUUUCACGGAACUUUUUACGGUUUGCACCUUUCGGGGGCGCCCGAAAGGUCACGGUGAGGCAUCGUAGGGGGUCACGGGGGGGUCAGGGGGAGGGGGCGGGGGGAUUACGCCUGACCCGGACCUCCGUCCCCCGGUUGGUUCUACCGCCGGUUCCACUUUCCCUAGACCUACGUUUACCCUUUCGAGCAGCGGUUUGUUACAGCUGAGUUGACGCGCCCCCCCCCGCAGACAGUGUGCCAGGCUACGUCACACCCCCGCCGGGACUAGUCUGCGGUCACACUCCAUGGCAAUACGGCGUCCUCCCCGCAUCCCCUCGGAGACGGGUCUACAUGGUCCCAUGGAAACGAAGGCCUCCCUCAGUGGCGAGGGACUAAUACAGGAUGUGUUCAGGUGAUAAGGGGGAGAUGAUAUGAUGUCCAUUUAACAAAAGUAAAAAUAAAGUAGGAAAUUCUCUUUCUAUCUUUCUGUCUUUCUUUCUGUCUUUCUUUCUUUCUUUCUUUCUUUCUUUCUUUCUUUCUUUCUUUUCAUUAUUAUUAUUGAAUUAAUUCACUAAAUCAUUAAUUCUCUGUCUUCUUCCUUCCCUUCUUCCUUCCUUCUAUCCUUCAUCCAUCCAUCCAUUCUCUCCUUUCAUUAUCAUCCACUCAUUCCAGACCAGCACCAGGACCCACAGAGCCAGGAGAAGGACCUGUGGACUAUUUUCUUCCCCCGCCAGGAGCAGCGUCUGCUGGGCUGGCUCCGUGGCCGCUCCCCCCAGCCCUCCUGCCACCUCAAGGUGCUCCAGCUGACCAAGGCCCUGCGUGACCUGGGUGGCCAGGCCCUGGACAGUAACCGGGGGGCGCUCUGGAGGUCAGUCCUCUCCUCCUACACGCUGAAGACAGCCUGGCUGCGUCUGCUACUCAGCUCUCCUGCAGAGGUAGGUUACACCAUACCUUCAAUAGGUACUACAGGUUACACCAUACCUUUAAUAGGUACUAUAGGUUACACCAUACCUUUAAUAGGUACUAUAGGUUACAACAUACCUUUAAUAGGUACUACAGGUUACAACAUACCUUUAAUAGGUACUCUUAAUGUGUUCUCUUACUACUUUAUUUACUACUUAUUUUUACUGAAUACUUUUUAAAUAGAUGCUGCACUGUCAUUUUACUGUGUACACUAUGGUGUAUGUAUAAUGCAUCUGACCAGAGAUGGGCAGUUUUUCUUAUUUUAAUUACUGCUGAGUACUUUGCAAUUUGUAUUUCACUGGCAUGAACUACAAUUCAAUGUAUUUUGUAACAAGAGACUUUAGAGAGCUGUUAUUUUUAUAUUUUCAAAAUACAACAUACUUUUUCUAUACCAUUUAUUUAUAGUGGUCCACCUUGCAUUGGUAUCAGAAGUCUGAUGGCACUAUGGUGUGAUAAAAGUAUCAGCUAAAUUACCAAAAUGUAAAUGUGAAAAUGAACACUUGCAAAACAUGCUGGGUAUUAUUCUAAUGAGCUCCGCCCCUAAACAAGGCCAAUUAUAAUAACCAGUGUUCUUUGAAUUUUUAACAUUUACAUUUAGCAGAUGGUCUUAUCCAGAGUGACUUCCAGUCAGUGCAUUCAACUAAGGUAGAUAAACAACAAACGUCACAGUCAUAGCAAGUAAAAUGUUUCUGUAACCUUUACUGAGACUGCUGUUUUAUUAAGGGGGCUACUUGCAAAUGUAUUUCUGUAUUUUAAAAUACAAAAUACAUGUUUUUUAAUUAAAUACAAUACUUUGCAAACAUAUUUUGUCAUUUAUUUUGAUACAUUAAUCUUUUGGGUAUUUUGCUGUUGUAAUUUGUAAUGUUUUGCUAUUUUAAUUUAUAAAGUUUUGGUAUUGUAAUUUGUAAUGUUUUGCUAUUGUAAUGUGUAAUGUUUUGCUAUUGUAAGUUGAAAUGUUUUGCCAUGUAGCUCAGUUGGUAGAGCAUGGCGCUUGCAUCGCCAGGGUUGUGGGUUCGAUUCCCACGGGGGACCAGUUUGAAAAGAUGUAUGCGCUCACUAACUGUAAGUCGCUCUGGAUAAGAGCGUCUGCUAAAUGACUAAAUUGUAAAAUUUAAUUUGUAAUGCUUUGCUAUUGUAAUUUAUAAUGUUUUGCUAUUGUAAUUUGUAAUUGUAUUUUGUCAUUGUUGGCCAUCCCUUCAUAUGACGAUAAACUUUGAUCUGAUUUGAUUGGAGACCUGUUAUGAGUUCUGAUGUAUUUUCCUCUAUGGGUGGAUCUGCUCUAUCAUAUGUAUGUUUGGAAAUCAUUUGUAAAUAGGUGACUAAGGUUUCUACUGACUGUCUACUUGUCUUUCUUUUGUAGGCCUGGGAGGAGCGCCAUCUGGUGGCCAGAAUGGAGGAGCUGGUCCGCAGCCUGAGGGACAGCCUCCAGAACCGGGCUCUGGAUCACCUCUUCCUGGGGAGCGACAGCGGCUCCAUCCUGCCUGACUCUGUGGCUCUACCUAAGUUGGUCAAGGAGGCGGUGGGAGCUCCAGUGGGGGGUCCAGUGGAGGGUUCGGGGGGACGUUUGGGGGGUUCGGCAGGGAACCUCUGGGCAGGUGUGGACCCGGCCUCAUUGGACCUAGUGUCGGGCCGGUUGGCGUAUGCCUGGACCCAUCUCCACCGGCUGAUCAGGCUUGGCCGACCCCAGAGGAGUAGCUUGGGGCUGGGCAGGGCAGGCAACGUAAACUGCCUGCAUCUGCAACCUGGAGAAUAACCAACGUAUCUUUCCUGGAAACAAAUUAAAAGGAUUACGGUUCUAAAGGUGAAACAGGGGUUGACAGGCAGAUACAGACAGACGGGAUGGAUGAGACAUCGGACUACAUGCACAUCCGAAGGUUGUAAAGGAGCUGCUGGUGUAGAAUCCAAAAAAGUAUAUAACAGUGUUAUAUACAUUCUCCGAGUCAUCAUCCUUAAUCCAGUCAUGAAUGGAAAUCAUAGGGAAUGUUUGAAUUUGUAAUUUAUGAAUUGGUAAUUAAUACAUUUGUGAUUUUUCCCUGGUACCUAAUGAAUUAGGUUUCAUUCAUAACCAGAGUGUUUGGAUGUCUGAUUCCCUAUUACGAUGCCCUAUUACGAAUGUAGUGCACUUCAUUGGACCAGAGUCCAAUAGGGCUGUGGUUCAAAGUAGUGCACUAGGCAAUAGGGUGCCAUUUGGGAUGCGUUCUGUGCUGUUUGUAUUAUCAGUUCAGGGCCAGACAGUGUAACGGCAGGGUAAACUCCCAGUUCAGGGCCAGACAGUGUAACGGCAGGGUAAACUCCCAGUUCAGGUCCAGACAGUGUAACGGCAGGGUAAACUCCCAGUUCAGGGCCAGACAGUGUAACGGCAGGGUAAACUCCCAGUUCAGGGCCAGACAGUGUAACGGCAGGGUAAACUCCCAGUUCAGGGCCAGACAGUGUAACGGCAGGGUAAACUCCCAGUUCAGCGCCAGACAGUGUAACGGCAGGUAAACUCCCAGUUCAGGGCCAGACAGUGUAACGGCAGGGUAAACUCCCAGUUCAGGGCCAGACAGUGUAACGGCAGGGUAAACUCCCAGUUCAGGACCAGACAGUGUAACGGCAGGGUAAACUCCCAGUUCAGCGCCAGACAGUGUAACGGCAGGGUAAACUCCCAGUUCAGGGCCAGACAGUGUAACGGCAGGGUAAACUCCCAGUUCAGGGCCAGACAGUGUAACGGCAGGGUAAACUCCCAGUUCAGGGCCAGACAGUGUAACGCAGGGUAAACUCCCAGUUCAGGGCCAGACAGUGUAACGGCAGGGUAAACUCCCAGUUCAGGGCCAGACAGUGUAACGGCAGGGUAAACUCCCUAGUUCAGGGCCAGACAGUGUAA
Coregonus sp. 'balchen' is the source of this 8900-nucleotide messenger RNA. The record is from the annotation of a GenBank genome assembly. NCBI's taxonomy places the organism in Eukaryota, Metazoa, Chordata, Actinopteri, Salmoniformes, Salmonidae.